UUGAAGUUUUGGUGGAGGCUUGCUGUUAUUUUCUGACGCUGUAUGUUUUUUUUUCGAUUUGUAAUAUUGCUCUCGUUCAACCAUACCAUUCGGGAACCAUAAAUCGGAGUUCUAAAGAUGAAUUCCAGCGUUGACCUAUCCAGGCGCAAUCCGCAGGAGGAUUUCGAGCUAAUUCAGCGGAUAGGAAGUGGCACAUACGGAGAUGUCUACAAGGCCCGUAAUGUCAACACUGGGGAACUGGCUGCCAUUAAAGUUAUUAAGCUGGAACCUGGUGAGGACUUUGAGGUGGUGCAGCAGGAGAUCAUUGUGAUGAAGGACUGCAAACAUUCCAACAUCGUGGCCUACUUCGGCAGCUAUCUCCGGAGAGAUAAAUUAUGGAUCAGCAUGGAGUACUGCGGAGGAGGAUCUCUGCAGGAUAUUUAUCACGUGACUGGGCCUCUGUCAGAGUCUCAGAUUGCGUAUAUGUCACGGGAAACCCUCCAGGGUUUGUACUAUCUCCACAACAAAGGCAAAAUGCACAGAGACAUUAAGGGAGCAAAUAUUCUAUUGACAGACAACGGCUAUGUGAAAUUAGCUGACUUUGGUGUAUCAGCACAGAUCACUGCCACGCUGGCUAAGAGGAAGUCCUUCAUUGGAACUCCAUACUGGAUGGCUCCAGAGGUGGCAGCAGUGGAGAGGAAGGGAGGCUACAACCAGCUGUGUGAUAUCUGGGCCGUGGGCAUCACUGCCAUUGAGCUGGCCGAGCUGCAGCCUCCUAUGUUUGACCUGCACCCCAUGAGGGCCCUUUUCUUGAUGACAAAGAGUAAUUUCCAGCCACCCAAAUUGAAAGACAAAGGGAAGUGGGGAAAUAAUUUCCAUCAUUUUGUCAAAUUGUCCCUGACGAAAAAUCCCAAGAAGAGGCCAACAGCAGAGAAACUAUUACAGCAUCCAUUUGUGUCACAGCCUCUCAGUCGAACCCUGGCCAUCGAGCUGCUGGACAAAGCCAACAACCCAGACCACACCACAUACAAUGACUUUGAUGAUGACGACCCUGAACCAGAGUCUCCUGUGUCUGUUCCCCAUCGGAUUCGCUCCACCAGCAGGAGCACCAGGGAAGGGAAGACGCUGUCUGAGAUCACCUUUGGCCAGGUGAAGUUUGACCCCCCGUUGAGGAAGGAGACAGAGCCCCAUCAUGAGCUGGAUCUUCAACGGGACUAUGGACACGAAUCUCCAAGCCUGGUGGGAGGGAACAACAAACACAGUACCAUCAUGAGGCCGAAAGUCCCACCCCCACUUCCCCCCAAGCCCAAAUCUAUCUGUCCGCCCCAGGAGAGCCCGUCCCAGGGAGAGGAUGAUGUAGGCGGAGGGGGGACCAUCAAGCGCUGCCCCGUACCCGAGAGCCCCGCCCGACCCACCUCAAAUGUACCCCCCCGCCCUCCACCCCCACGCCUGCCCCCCCACAGACGCAGUAGCCUAGGUAAUGGAUUGAGCUCUCACCAGAAUGGAGAGAAGGACAGUGCUGCAGAGAGGCAGUCCACCAUGCCCCCUAGUGUCCCCAUACGGAAAGACAAGAAGGACAUUCCCAAGCCAAUCAGUAAUGGUCUCCCACCCACACCCAAGGUCCAUGUGAACCAAUAUUUGAUAUUUGGUGCUGAGGAGGGGAUCUACACUUUGAACCUGAAUGAACUGCACGAGACGUCAAUGGAGCAGCUCUUUCCCCGGCGUUGCACUUGGCUUUAUGUUAUGAACAACUGCUUGCUCUCUAUAUCUGGAAAAGCCUCCCAGCUCUACUCUCAUAACGUAGCUGGUCUGUUCGAGCAUGCCCGGCAAAUGCAGAAGUUACCCAUGGCCAUUCCUACACACAAACUCCCAGACAAGAUGAUUCCACGGAAGUUUGCCGUAUCUAAUAAGAUUCCAGACACAAAAGGUUGCCAAAAGUGCUGUGUAGUGAGGAACCCAUACAGUGGUCACAAGUACCUGUGUGGAGCGUUCCAGUCCAGUGUGGUUCUGCUGGAGUGGGUGGAGCCCAUGCAGAAGUUCAUGCUCAUCAAGAACAUCGACUUCCCCCUGCCCUGUCCUCUGGAGGUGUUUGAGAUGCUGGUGGUACCAGAGCAGCAGUACCCUCUCAUCUGUGUGGCCGUCAGCAAGGGCACCGAGCUCAGCCAAGUGGUCCGCUUCGGAACGGUCAACCCCAACUCAACAUCCUCCUGGUUCACAGAGGCUGAUACGCCCCAGACGUGUGUCAUCCACGUCACCCAGUUGGAGAGGGACACCAUAUUAGUUUGUCUCGACAGGUGUAUAAAAAUCGUGAACCUACAGGGACGGUUGAAGUCAAGCAGGAAGUUGUCUGCUGAGCUGACGUUUAACUUCCAGAUCGAGGCGAUAGUGUGUCUCCAAGAUAGCGUUCUGGCGUUUUGGAGGCAUGGUAUGCAAGGGCGGAGUUUCAAGACCAAUGAGAUCACCCAGGAGAUCUCUGAUAACACACGGAUCUUCAGACUGCUGGGAUCUGACAGAGUGGUGGUGCUGGAAAGCAGGCCGACAGACAACCCCACAGCACCGAGCAACCUCUACAUCCUGGCUGGACAUGAGAACAGCUACUGAUCAAACCACACAGCAUCCUGGGAACACAAGUCACUACAGACACAGACACUAGAGACACAGACACUAGAGACACAGACACUAGAGACACAGACACUAGAGACACAGACACUAGAGACACAGACACUAGAGACACAGACACUAGAGACACAGACACUAGAGACACAGACACUAGAGACACAGACACUACAUACACAGACACUACAUACACAGACACUACAUACACAGACACUAGAGACACAGACACUAGAGACACAGACACUAGAGACACAGACACUAGAGACACAGACACUAGAGACACAGACACUAGAGAAA
Molecule: messenger RNA, 2892 nt
Organism: Oncorhynchus keta (chum salmon)
Lineage: Eukaryota; Metazoa; Chordata; Actinopteri; Salmoniformes; Salmonidae
Product: mitogen-activated protein kinase kinase kinase kinase 3-like
Exons: 30
Coding region: 118-2580 (820 amino acids)
Biological process (GO): protein phosphorylation
Molecular function (GO): MAP kinase kinase kinase kinase activity; ATP binding
Source: RefSeq, a predicted model, not a curated record